CGUCAGUCCCGGAAUCAGGUGAACGUCUCCGCCCACCGCCCGCUCCUCUCAGUGAAGACGGAACCUCCGGCGUCUGAAAGAGUGAUUGAUGGAGGUCGUGUGGUCAAACUAUUAGCUUUUACUUUUUAAACUACUUUACCUGGCCGAGAGGCAGAAGACGAGCGUCCUGUUGAACGCAGAACGGGAGGAUCUCGAGGUGCGCGUGAAAUUACAUAUCUGAACUUUUGUCUGUUUUUUCACGGCUCUGACCAUUGGCAGUGAUGGUGUUCCGUGAGUUCACAUCUACAGCUGCACAGCUGUAUGACAAGUGGAUGAAAGAUGCAGACCCCAGGACAGAAGACUGGCUGCUCAUGUCCUCGCCGCUGCCCCAAACAGUUAUUAUUGCAUUUUACAUCUACUUUGUGAUAUCACUGGGGCCCAGGUUAAUGGAGAACAGGAAGCCAUUUGAUCUGAAGCGGGUCCUCAUCAUCUAUAAUUUCAGCGUUGUGGCUUAUUCUCUUUACAUGUGUUAUGAGUUUGUGAUGUCAGGCUGGGGAACAGGGUAUUCAUUCGGCUGUGAUCUAGUAGACUACUCUCGAUCGCCAAAAGCCAUGAGGAUGGCAUGGACUUGCUGGCUCUAUUACUUCUCCAAGUUUAUUGAGUUGUUGGACACAGUUUUCUUUGUUCUGAGGAAAAAGCGCAAUCAGGUGACCUUCCUACAUGUCUACCAUCAUUCCAUCAUGCCUUUCACUUGGUGGUUUGGAGUCCGGUUUUCUCCAGGUGGUUUGGGGACAUUUCACGCCCUUCUAAACUGCAUCGUUCAUGUCAUCAUGUAUACAUACUAUGGAUUGUCAGCUCUGGGCCCUACCUACCAGAAGUUUUUAUGGUGGAAGAAGCAUUUGACUUCAAUACAGCUUAUCCAGUUUGUCAUCGUAACCUUACAUAUUAGCCAGUACUUCUUCAUGAAAGACUGUCCCUACCUGUAUCCUGUAUUCAUCUACAUCAUUGGUCUGUAUGGUAUCCUCUUCCUCCUCCUCUUCCUCAACUUCUGGUACCAUGCAUACACAAAAGGCAAAAGGCUUCCUAAAGGCCUGCAAAACACAACCAUGCAACAGAACAACAAUGACAUACACCACAAGAAAAAAUAACUGGUGCAGUGUGAUUAACCAAUCAGCAGUGACAAUCUACCUAAAACUGCCUUUUGGCUACAUUUUUAUAAGACUAUUUAUAUGUACACCAUAACAUUUAUCUUGAUGCCCUGGGGAAAAACGUUACUGUACAGACUGUGUGUUGCAGCCUGGGCUGGAUCUUGCCUUUUACCCUCAGCUGGGCAUUUGAGUUGAACUCUGGGUCAUUGCCCUGUGGGCUGCUCCUGUUUCUCCUCAUUUUCCUCAUUGUUUUUUGCGUACUGACGUGUUUCCUUCCUAUUUAAUGAGAUGUGAGUCAGAGAGUCAGAAGCCUCCCAGCUCCUCACUCGUGUCAGUCACAUCAUUUUUAUUGCCAUUUUAGACACCAUUUGUUAUGUAUUUAUAUGUUUACGUCCCUGUUUUUGGCUGUAUCUGUAAAUAAGAUGAAAGAAGUGUUGGCAACUUUUUUCCUCUUCCUUCAUAAAAAGCAGAACUGUCUGGAAAGAUAUGAUGUUUUAUUAACAAAGUUCGGGAGGAGCACGUCAGAUACUUAGCCUAAUUAGACACAAGUGGUACGCCAUCAGGCUAAUCAACACAAGGGUACAAAUACAGCUGACAUACCUCCUUUCAUUUGACGGCUAAUCAGCAUCUGGUUCACCCGUCUGUUGUGUUCACAAUGUCUCACAGUGAAUAUUCCUCGUCAGGAGAUGACUCCAUCUCUCCCGGCCGCAUCACCACAGCCAACCGGCUCCAGGACC
Messenger RNA from Onychostoma macrolepis, 1864 nucleotides. RefSeq names its product ELOVL fatty acid elongase 7a (gene elovl7a). The record is from RefSeq and is a predicted model, not a curated record. Gene Ontology annotation, molecular function: fatty acid elongase activity. Bases 261 to 1127 code for a protein of 288 amino acids. Gene Ontology annotation, biological process: fatty acid elongation, saturated fatty acid; fatty acid elongation, monounsaturated fatty acid; very long-chain fatty acid biosynthetic process. Lineage: Eukaryota; Metazoa; Chordata; Actinopteri; Cypriniformes; Cyprinidae. The transcript has 8 exons. Gene Ontology annotation, cellular component: endoplasmic reticulum; endoplasmic reticulum membrane.